Anopheles maculipalpis is the source of this 1084-nucleotide messenger RNA. It is a transcript of the gene Cpr92F, whose product is annotated as cuticle protein 18.7. NCBI's taxonomy places the organism in Eukaryota, Metazoa, Arthropoda, Insecta, Diptera, Culicidae. Bases 22 to 1083 code for a protein of 353 amino acids. The transcript has 2 exons. Gene Ontology annotation, cellular component: chitin-based extracellular matrix. The record is from RefSeq and is a predicted model, not a curated record. Gene Ontology annotation, molecular function: structural constituent of chitin-based larval cuticle.
GCAUCACAAGUGAACAUCAAAAUGAAGUCAUUCGUGCUGGGAUCUGCUGUGCUGCUGCUAGCUUCGGCUACCGCUUCCGCUUCCUACCUCGGUGUGGCGCUGUCGUCGCAGUACCAAGCGCACGACGGUAUCGGUGGCUACUCGUACGGUUAUGCCGAACCGAACUCGCAAAAGCACGAAACGAAGGAUGCGCACGGUAUUACGCACGGUGGCUACUCGUACGUGGACGCGAACGGACACGUGCAGAGCGUGAAGUAUACCGCGGAUCCGAUCCACGGUUUCCAGGUGUCGGGCACGAACCUGCCAAAGGGACCGGCCCCGCAUGCCGUCGCUGUGCCGGCCUGGAACGCGUACGCCUACGCACCGGUGGUGCUCGGACACAACGGUGCACCGAUCGAGACGCCGGAAGUGCAGGCCGCUAAGGCUGCCCACUUCGCUGCCCAUGCUGCCGCCAAGGCACGUCUGCACAAGCGCUCCCUGUACGCACCCUGGACGUAUGCUGCCGCUGCACCGGUUGUGCUCGGACACAAUGGAGUCCCGCUGGAUACGCCCGAAGUCGCUCACGCCAAGGCCGAACAUGCUGCCGCCCACGCUAAGGCUCUCGGAUACGGUCAUGCAGCGGCCGGCCCGAUCCCGGACACGCCCGAAGUGGCCCACGCUAAGGCUGCCCAUGCUGCCGCACACGCUGCCGCCCGUGCCAACCAUCAUGCCGUCGCGCCGGUAACCGUGGCGCACGCCGUCCAUGCGGUCGGUCACGCCGCACACUACCCGCAGCACAUCCCGGUCAUCAAGAACGGUGUGCCGGUCGAAACGCCGGAAGUGCAGCACGCCAAGGCCGCACACUUUGCCGCCGUCGCUAAGGCCCAGGGAUACGCGCCCGCACACGCACACUCGUACUACCCGCAGCACAUCCCCGUGAUCCACAACGGUGUGCCGGUGGAAACGCCGGAGGUGCAGCACGCCAAGGCCGCACACUAUGCCGCCGUGGCGGAGGCUAGUGCGCGCGCCGGAUCCGGUGCCUGGGCUCCGGCCGGUCACGAAGACGACGGUAGCUACGAUGGCCGAUGGGACAACCACUACUAAA